This is a messenger RNA of Aspergillus japonicus CBS 114.51, 1213 nucleotides long. RefSeq names its product alpha/beta fold hydrolase. NCBI's taxonomy places the organism in Eukaryota, Fungi, Ascomycota, Eurotiomycetes, Eurotiales, Aspergillaceae. The record is from RefSeq and is a predicted model, not a curated record. The transcript has a single exon. The coding region runs from base 143 to 1168 and encodes 341 amino acids.
AGAUUAGUCAGCCGAGCAGGCCAAAGAUCACACGAUAAGGAAAUUUGAAGCAUAAACAACCCCCCUCAAUUCCCUCCAGUGUGCCUUUUUACCUGCCCCUCAAACGAAACCCCUCAAUCCAAGACAAGAGAAUACAGUCGCAAUGCCAACCUUCCCGCUAAUCGUGCUCCCCCGCCCCGGGACCACCACCACCACCACCCCGGAGCCAGCAUCCUCCAUCCCCGCCCCCACCGAAGCAGCCUUCACCUCCACCUUCGGCCCCGUGCUCCCCAAAGCCUCCUACCUGCAAACCCCAGCGGGCCAAGCAGCCUACUACUCCAUCCCACCGACCACCCGGACCUCACCCGGUGCCGCAUCGGCGGGGCCCGCGCGAAUCCUCUUCGUGCACGGCGUGCAAACCAGCGCGAUCGGCAUGGCCCCGCUCGCCCGCGCCCUCGCCGCGCGCUUCCCGGCCGCGCACUGCGUCCUCUUCGACCACUGGGGCCACGGCCUCUCCGCGACCCCGGUGCAGCCGCACGCGCCCGCCCUCUUCCACGACCUCCUCCUCGCCCUCCUGGACUACCUCUACUGGCCUGCCGCCCACUUUGUGGGAUACUCCUUCGGCGGCGCCACGACCGUCUCCUUUGCGGCCUCGUUUCCCGACAGGGUGGAGAGCAUGGCCCUCGUCGCGCCGGCGGGGCUGCUCCGCGCGGCGCAGUUCACCGCGCAGCAGCGGGCGUAUCUGGCGGGUGGCGAUGGCGAUGCGGCGGUGGAGCAGCGCGCCCGCGACUGGAUUUUGGGGUGGUUGGAGGGCGGGCCGUUGGUCGUGCCGGCGGACUGGGAGGCGAGGGUGGCCAGCGGGGAGGUGGUGGCGCCGAAGGUCCGGGCGUGGCAGGUCGAGGAGCAUCCGGGCCAUGCGGCCAGCGUGGUGGGGAUCUUUCGCGAUGGCGGGGUCAUGGAUAUGCAUGACGUCUUUCGGGAGGCGGCGUCGACGGGGAUUCCGGCCAGGUGUGUGCUGGGCGAGUUGGAUGAUUUGUGUACCGUGCGCGAGUUGCGGGACUUGGGGUUUGGGGAUGUGCAUGUUGUGCUGGGGGUGGGGCAUGGGGUUGUGAGGGAGAGGGUGCCGGAGGUGGCGGGGUUGAUUGCUGGGUUUUGGGAGAGGGGGGAGGGGGGUGGAUUGGGGAAAUAGUUGAUGUUAUGCAGAGAGGUUGUGGGGGGAAUGGGUUGAAGAGGU